AGCUCCUUCCCUCCCACUCUUCCUCUGUCUUUCCACUCUUACACUGUCUCUCUCUCUCUCUCUCUCUCUCCCUCCGUCUUGCUGCUGUUGCUGCUGGAGCGGUGUGCUGCUGGUGUUGGAGGUGGCGGCAGUGGCAGUGACAGUGGUGGUGUGUGGUGUGUGCAGGGGGUUUUCUCUGAGCUUUAAGGGGAAUAGCUGGGAAAGCCAAUCCUGAUAGCAUAAACAGAAGAGGGGGGGGGGGGUUUUCUCCUUUUUCUCCCCCGGCGUGGCUCCAGCAGGGGGAUAUUUAUUUCUCGGUCUCCAGGAUGAAGCUGUGCGUGAGCGGAAGGGUCAACACAUGUAGAGCACUCAGAAAAUCUGCAGGCCAGACUUAGCCGGUCUCCUUUGGGGAUCUAACAUACACGACGGCUCCCUGUGGUCAACCCCUUUAAACACAUGAGAGGGAAGGAACACAGACAAACCAUGAAAAAGAUAUACAUUGGCAAAACCGCCUUAAAAGUCCCCCGAAAUGGCGGCAAACAUCCAAAAAAGAGCUCUCUGCUGGAGCAGAAGGAGGACUUACGAAAAAGGCUUUCCUUCACGACACACAAGCUGGAGCUACUGCAGAGCGAGUUUGACUCCACGCGGCAGUACCUGGAAACGGAGCUGCGCCGAGCACAGGAGGAGCUGGACAAGUUCACUGACAAACUGCGCAGAAUACAAAGCAGCUACUCAGCGCUGCAGAGGAUCAACCAGGACCUUGAGGAGAAGAUCCACAGAGAUUCUCAGCAUCAUGACGACGAGAAGCGAGCUCUGAGCAGGGAGAUCAUCGUCCUCAACAACCACCUGAUGGAGGCCAAGCUCACCAUUGAGAAGCUCCAAGAAGACAAUGACGUGUACAGAAAAGACUGCAACCUUGCUGCUCAGCUUCUCCAGUGCAACAAAUCUCUUUACAGGGCCCAGCUCUCUGAGCUGCCUGCAGAUUUUCAGGAGCGCCUGACCCUGCACUUGGAGGACUCCCCUCUCUGUCACACGUACUCCGACUCUGCCUCUCUCAUUGCUAAAGUCCUCGAGAAGCCAGACGAGGCCUGCAGCAGCAGCCAGGCCUCCCGCUCACCCAGCCCUCAAGCCCAGGAGCACACUUUUAUCCUGGAACGCCUCGGACCGGGAGAGCGUCUGGGGCUGCGUGCGGCCUAUAAAUCCGACCUGUACAGCAGCGACACGGCUCUGUACUGCCCAGACGACCGACACCGCGAGCGCAGGCCUAGCAUGGACCUCCACGGCCAGAGGAAGCUGCUCUAUGGGCCCCAGAACUCCACCGACAGCAACCCAGAGGAGGGCUCGGUAGGGUUGAGGGCCGGGUUCUCGCAGGAGCACUUCGCCAAGUUCCCUCCACCGCUGGGGGCGGGGUCCAGUUCCUACUCCAGCUUCAGCGGAGCGGGGUCUGAAGACAAAGGUAACGGCCCGCCCAGCAGCGCUGCUUCAUCCCCGCACCACCACUCCCUCUACAUGGAGUGGAGGGAUGCAGGGGACUAUGAGAGGAAGAGUGACUCAUCCUGGGAGAGAGACAGUCCAAGAGCCUUUGCAAACGCUCACCCCUUCCAGCAGACAGAGCUGAGCCACCACCAGAACGGCAGCUCGCCCGUCUACAGCCGCACCAUGUCCUCCUGUUUCAGCGAGCCCUACGAGCCGCUCCCGCCCUCCUCAUCCCCGAGCGUCGCCUACGGAGACAGUCGUCGAGGCAGCACUUUAGCCCCCGAGGAGGAGGAGCUGAUCGGCAGAUGGAGGCAGCUAAGCGUCGAGGACUUGAGCGCCCACUCGUACCGCAGCCCAGGUCGAGCUUCACCUUACAGCUUCUCGGAGCAGCACUUCUCAGUCCGGCCGGCAAAGAUCCGUCUCGGGCCGCUCUACAGCAGCUUCCAGGAAGGCGCUGACUACUACCACCAAGCAGGGGGGGCGAUGGACUCUGAGUGGGUCGCUGCAAGCCCGAGUCCUGAAUGCAGCCCAGGUCUGCGGCAGGCUCACAGCCAAGCCCACCUGUACAGAGCGGAGGACAGUCAGGGGUCCGAGCACAGCCUCUACCACUCAGGGUCCAGCUCCAAAGACAGGGAGGGUCCUGUGGCAGCAGGCGGGCAGAGUGUGGAUUACGUUGACCCCAGCCCCAACAGCUCCACUGAGUCCCUGGACCAGAGGACCCUGGAAAUGGCCGCAGAGCUGCAGCACUACCAGGUGGAGAUGCACAGCCUGCCCCCACAGGUGAGCCAGUCCCCACCGCCGGUCCCAGCCCCUCCCCCUCCCCCGUACAACCAAAAAUUUGGCUCUUUGGGACUCUCCAGGAAGGACAGCCUGACCAAGGCGCAGCUUUACGGAACUCUUCUGAACUGAAAGGACGUCCAGAUCAGGUUUAUUCUUUGAUAGGAGCUGCACCUUCUGUUAGCACGAUCACUUUGAUAGAAAUGGUUUAAAUAGUAGCCGGGGGGGAAAGGGGGGAGGGGGGCUUGGAUUAUUCAGUAUAACUAAUAUGUAACUUCUGCUGAGUGUUUUAAAAGACUUGAUCGGAUAGGAAUGUUUACACUUAAGUUCCCCGGAGUGAGUUGGCUGUGAAGCCUGUGAAAUUUGUAAGAACUUGUAUGUAUUUCAAUUUACAAAUGUACAAAUAUAUACUUAUAACUAAAAACCAAGUCAUAUAUUUUGUAUGUAGCUGCAAACAAGAACUACAUCCAAAACAAUUCAGUAAAAAAAAAAAAAAUUGAACUCUUUGUUAAGCUGGAGCUUGUACAUACAUUUAAAAGCUGCCAAUCCUAUAUUUGAAAAAUCUGAAAGGCGUUGAUCGGCGCCCACAUGAAGUGCAAAAACAGAUUCCCCGUGGUCGUUCUUUUCAAUCGGCUGAAACUGUGUUUGCCUUGUGUGGAUUUUAAUACGAAUGUCAAACACCGGAAGAACACAACAACAAACGAUUGCUUAAAUGAGACAUUUAUUUUUACCUUCUGUUGAGUGAGUUCCACAGUAUCGAUGGGUGUGUUUUAUCGUUAUCUAUGGAGCGUUUUGAGAUCUGUUUUGAGCAGUCAGUAUUAUUUUAUAUUUUUGCUCUUCUAUAUCGCACGGAGAGGUUUUCCCGACCCCAGUCUACCUCAGAUUUGGAUGCCCACACCCCACAUAAAAGCCACUGUAACCUUGUUUUAUUUGACGGCGAUGCAUGAUUCUAUAUUUUUUGUUGUUUUGUUCGCAUAAUAAAGCACAAAUUACACA
Molecule: messenger RNA, 3228 nt
Organism: Labrus mixtus (cuckoo wrasse)
Lineage: Eukaryota; Metazoa; Chordata; Actinopteri; Labriformes; Labridae
Exons: 7
Coding region: 436-2364 (642 amino acids)
Cellular component (GO): synapse
Source: RefSeq, a predicted model, not a curated record